CUGUUUAGCUGUGAAACGUCAACCAAUCAGAGGAGAAGCAGUUUCUCUACUUGCUUCAUAAUUCUACGCCGGUUGUCCCCGCCCGCAUCGGCUUACUAUGCGAAGUUGCCAAUUGUCACGUGGGUUAUUAAUAUUUGAAAAGAUAUUUCUUCUUGAUUGCCCGAAAAAAUUUUUCCAAUUAAUAUGGGUAAGAAAGACAAAAAUAAGAAGAAAGUGAGCGGUAGUGUGAAAACUGCAUUAAAAACUGAAAAGAAAUUAAGCUCGAAACAGAAAAAGGAAUUAGUCGCACUGGGUGAGGACGACAUUGAAAAUGUGAUAGCCGAAAUCGAAAAGGAAGAAGCUCGAAGGCAACGUGUUGUUGAAAAGCCGGUGGAACCACCGUCUCGACGUGUUAAUUUUAGUUUAACAGCACAUCCUUUUAAAGAUGAGCUUAUUAUGCACGGAGGAGAAUUUCAUGAUGGACGAACGACGUUUGUUUAUGGAGAUAUGUUUACGUAUAACAUAAACAAAAACGAAUGGACUGUGAUAAGAGCACCUGGGGCUCCACCCCCCCGUUGCGGUCAUCAAAUGGUAGCGAUACCAACGAAUAGAGGGGAACUAUGGGUAUUCGGUGGUGAAUUCUCUAGCCCAUCGGAAUCGCAAUUUUAUCAUUACAAGGACUUAUGGGUCUAUCGAAUUGAAGAUAAAAAAUGGGAAAAGAUUCAGGCUGUUGGUGGUCCAUCUGCUAGAAGCGGUCAUAGAAUGGUUCAUGUAAAAAGACAAUUGAUAGUUUUUGGCGGCUUUCAUGAUAAUUUGAGGGAUUACAAAUAUUUUAAUGAUGUGUACUCGUUUCACCUUGAAACAUAUACUUGGCAAAAGAUUGAAUUAACUGGUAACCCGCCACUUCCAAGAUCUGGCUGUAUAGUGUUGCCAACGCCUGAAAAUAAAUUACUUGUAUACGGUGGUUACAGUAAAGACAGAAUAAAGAAGGAUGUGGAUAANCGCGCAAUUGCUUUAGAAAGAGAACUCACGAGUUCUCUCAAGUUUGUAGAUUCAUAA
Megalopta genalis is the source of this 1038-nucleotide messenger RNA. NCBI's taxonomy places the organism in Eukaryota, Metazoa, Arthropoda, Insecta, Hymenoptera, Halictidae. The record is from RefSeq and is a predicted model, not a curated record.